AUGUCAUUCGACCAUCCCUCUGUUCAGUUUGAGUUUGAGGCUCUCAGCACAAGCCAAGAGGACAAUGGCUCGAGUAGCACCAUUCCAGAAAGCCACAAAGACGAGUGCGUUGAAUAUCAAUCACAUGGGCAAGGUGCCCCCUCAUAUUCCUGUGGACAUUAUAAGUAUGGCAGAAGUGAAGGGUUCAAACACUCCCAACCUUCACAGCCAGACCUAGAGACUUCAGACAAACUACCGGAGCAGGAAUUGGAAGCCAGUCAGGGCCAGGACAAAGGCUUUGAAAAUGCUGAUAAGUUACCAUCUCAUCCAAAGCAAAAGAGAUCUGACUCAAAUGAUACACUGCACAACUUUGGCAAGGACCUGAUCAAUGUAUGGGCAGCAUUAAUGCCAGCUAUGGAAGUGCUGUGGAAGUGUAGGAAGCUAGGACAAGAAUCCAAGUUUGACUGUCGGGAAUCACUGGCAUUAGCCAAGGUUGCAGGCGAUGUAGCAGUCAUGCUUGAAGCUGUGAAUGUGAUUUGA
Messenger RNA from Suillus paluster, 519 nucleotides. RefSeq lists its product as uncharacterized. Lineage: Eukaryota; Fungi; Basidiomycota; Agaricomycetes; Boletales; Suillaceae. The transcript is spliced from 3 exons. The coding region runs from base 1 to 519 and encodes 172 amino acids. The record is from RefSeq and is a predicted model, not a curated record.